Molecule: messenger RNA, 1352 nt
Organism: Phytophthora nicotianae INRA-310
Lineage: Eukaryota; Oomycota; Peronosporomycetes; Peronosporales; Peronosporaceae
Exons: 1
Coding region: 172-1263 (363 amino acids)
Cellular component (GO): lysosome
Molecular function (GO): thiolester hydrolase activity
Source: RefSeq, a predicted model, not a curated record
CGGUUAGCGAAAAUCCCGACGUUGCAGCUGUUGCCGUAAACGCUGAAGGUGCGGAGCCAACGGAUUCACUUUGUGCGUGUCACGCUCCCUAUUUUCCAGUCACGCUUGCCCGUGACUCCGCUUGCCAUUUCACCUUUUGCUCGGUCGAGUUCACUCAGCCCGUCUCAAGCCAUGGUUUCGUUCCGUGCUCUGUUCGUCGCCGCCGCGACCGCGAUCGUGGGCUCUGCUGCUGCUAACGAGGCUGCCGCCACCAAGCUGCCGGUGUUCUUCUUCCACGGUGCCACGGGCAACAAGACCAACGGUGCCGAGAUCCAGGCCAGUCUCACCGCUGAAGGCCGCACGUACGUUGCGCUCGACUUCUGCCAGAACGCUUGCUCCGUCCGCACGUCCCUCUCGGACCAAGUGCAGAUGGCCAUCAAGCAGAUCCGCGGCAUCAUCGCACAGAGCCCUGCCACUUACGCCAACGGCUACCACUUCUUGGCUCACUCCCAGGGUGGUUCGGUCUCUCGUGGUGUAGUCGAGGAAAUGGAUGACCACAACGUGCACUCAUACAUCAGUUUGGCCGGUGACGGCAACGGUAACUUCUUCGGUCCUCAGGCUUCGGACGCCGUGCCGCUCCAGGUUCUGCUGCAGGCUCUGGGCCCGUUCGCUAUUGACAAGGCCGACUUCGACUUCUCUAAGUACGCCGCGGACUCUACGUCGUGGAAGGGCAAGUUCCAGAGCGAUCUCAUCCAGACGGUGACUACCAACAAGGCGCUGCAGGCCAAGAGCUCGAUCGCCAACAUCAUCACUCCUCCGCUCGCUGACGCCGCUCUGACGACCUGGAAGAGCAUCGACCCGUUCCUUCCCAAGGUGAACAACCUCGAGAACUGUGGCUCUGACGCCGCGUGCAAAGCCAACCAGGCCCGUCGCAAGGCCAACUUCUUGAAGCUCAAGGCCGCUCACUUCUUCGCCUCACCGCAGGACGACAUCCAGGCGCCGUGGCAGAGCUGCAUCCUUGGCAAGUACUCGACUGUGGGAUCCGUGGCCGAAGUUAACUCCAAGUUCAGCACCCUCAAGAUCGUCGACAUGAAGCAGACUGCCGAGUACACGCAGGACUUGUACGGUCUGAAGACUCUCGACACGUCCGGCCGCCUGCACAUCCACCCGGUGCCCAACGUGCCGCACAACUGCUGGCUGUUCGACUACACGUCGCUGGCGACCAAGGUGCCCUGCAAGCACAAGCCCGUGUACGACGCUCAGAUCCGCCCCGUGCUGGUCUAAGUUACAAUCUUUAAAUCUACCAAGUAGAUAGAUCCAUCGAGCAGCAACUAAAGUCCACUAAACGGUUAAUUCAGUCGCCUUCUGCUCAA